This is a messenger RNA of Leptopilina heterotoma, 3160 nucleotides long. Its product is annotated as cytochrome P450 9e2-like. Gene Ontology annotation, molecular function: monooxygenase activity; heme binding; iron ion binding. Lineage: Eukaryota; Metazoa; Arthropoda; Insecta; Hymenoptera; Figitidae. The record is from RefSeq and is a predicted model, not a curated record. Bases 745 to 2292 code for a protein of 515 amino acids. The transcript has a single exon.
AUUGUUUCUUUUUUUGAGAUAAAGGAGCAAUAAAAAUUUUCUUAUUUGUCAUGUUAUAAAAUAAUCUUCUAAAUAAUCAAUUUUAAAGCAAAAAAUAUUAUUUAUUAAAUUACUAAAUACAUUUAAGACUUCUAGAAUGAUAACAUAUUUCCUAAAUUAGAUUAGAUUUAUCAGAUUUUUCUUAUAUAGUUUUAAGAUUGAGAUUUAUUACUGCAGGUCUGAAACCUAUUUCAAAGUCUAACAAAAAAGUUGCAUGAAAUUUCAAGGUCCUAGGUUAUUAAACUCUUUCAAGGACGUGAAGUUGAAUCGAGAGAGUGUCGACUUUGCCAGACUGGGACCUUCACCUACAAUGUAUACCUGAAAAUCAGAGAGGCAGUUCCGUAAAUGAAAGUGAAAACAAUCUGAGUUUAAAUUGAAAUUGUAAAAAAAAAAUUCUUUGAAAUUCAUUUUAAUCAUUUCUGACACUGGUCUCUUAAAAAAAUUCUCCUCGGCUAGAAAGGUCCAAUUAUAAAUAGAUCAAACGAAAUAAUAAUUGAUCACAUUCGUUAAUAAUUUCCAGAGUCAUGCUGACCUGCAAAAUGAAGAAUUGACAUUUUCCUCCUCAUGUGAAGACGAUUUUUCUUAGACACCAUGACCGUGACCAUAGUUCCUGGACCAAUUUUCAGUCUUAGAAAAUCUCUCCUCAAGUGCGGUCCUUGAUAAAUUUCUCUAUCAAAAAAAUUUUUGUUUUCUUACAUCAAAAAUAUGAUUUUUACAAUUAUACUCUCAGGUAUAAUCACACUUCUCGGAAUAAUAUUCCUGAAAUUAUUUCAAAAGCAUAAAUUUUUCAAGAACCAUGGAAUUCCACACGAAUCACCGGUACCAAUAUUCGGCAACAUCUUACCAGUUUUAUUACGUAAAUUAAACGUAAGCGAUUUAAUACGAAACUUAUAUGAUGCAUAUCCAAAUACAAAAUAUUUUGGACUUUAUGAUUUCACAAAUCCGGGAAUUGUCAUUCGUGAUUUGGAAUUAAUGAAAUUAGUGGGUGUUAAGAAUUUUGAACAUUUUACUGAUCAUGGAAUGUUUGGUGAGGAGCCACGUGAUCCAUUAUUUGGAAAGAAUUUAUUUUUACUGAAAGGAAAAAAAUGGCACGACGUACGUUGUUUAUUAAGUCCCGCUUUUACUUUGAAUAAAUUGAAAAUAAUGUUUCCACUCAUUUCCCAUUGUGCGAAAAAUUAUGCCGAAAUACUUUCUACAAAUAGUGGUGAAAUUAGAGAAAUGAAAGAGACUUUCAAUAGAUUUUCAAAUGAUGUUAUUCUUAAUUGUGCCUUUGGUAUCAAUAUCAAUACAAUUAAUGAUCCAACCAAUGAGUUCUACACUUUGGGUAAAGAAGCGACAAAUAUGGAGAAAUUGACAAUAAAGGUAUUUCUAAUGAGGGAAUUUCCAUUUCUUAUGAAUUUUUUCAACAUUAAUUUGGUGAAUCCAAGAAUUUAUAAAUUUUUCAAAAAAAUCAUAACAACGACAAUUGAAACAAGAGACACGUUAGGAAUCAAAAGACCCGAUAUGUUACAACUUUUAAUGAAUUCCAAACGAGAUGAUAAUCAUGGGGAUAAUGAUAAAAUAAAUUUAACACAAGAUGAAAAAAUUGCUCAAGGUUUUGUCUUCUAUUUUGGUGGUUUUGAUGCGACUUCAACAACAAUUUCUUGUGCUGCACAUGAACUUGCUGUUAAUUUACACAUUCAAAGGAAAUUACAAACAAAAAUUGAUAAAAUUUUACUUCAAACAAAUGGUAAUCUUUCGUAUGAUGUAAUUAUCGGAUUCGACUAUUUGGAUGCAAUUGUUAAUGAAACUCUUAGGAAAUAUCCAAUUCUUCCUGUUUUGGAUCGAGUUUGUACUAAACAAUUCGAAUUUCCUCCUACUGUUCCCGGUGCUAAACCAUUUUUAGUUGAACCCGGAAUGACUAUAUGGAUUCCUGUUAUUGGUUAUCACUAUGAUCCCAAAUAUUACGUGGAGCCGGAAAAAUUUAAUCCUGAUCGUUUUUUAAAAAAUGGUGCAGCCAGCAAUAAAGCAGCGACAUUUUUAUCAUUUGGUAUUGGUCCAAGACAGUGUAUUGCUAAUAGAUUUGCAUCAUUAAAAAUAAAAAUAAUGCUGUUUCAUUUAUUAGCAAGAUGUAAUCUAAAAGUUUGUUCAAAAACAAACGUUCCAUUAAAGGCGAGUAAGAAGACCCUCGGAUUUUUUGCCGAUGGUGGUUAUUGGAUGGAAUUGGAGAAACGAAAAAAUAGUUUCUAUUGUAAAGAAAAUAGUCAUUGCUAAAAAAAUUAUUUUCAUUCUGUAAUUCUUAAUUAUUUUUCAUCGUUUCUGAAAACAAAAAAAAAUUCUUUAUAUGAUUUAUGAAUAAAGGAAUUUAUUUCAAAUAUGUUCUCUUUUUUACUUUCCCCUAUUGCUCUAGAAUUAAUGUAAAUAAUCAAAAAAAAAAAAAUUUAUAAUCUGUUGUGAUUCGUAACAAAUCAUAUUUAUGAAAUGACGAUGCAUAAUUUAUAAUUUUCUAUAAUUGUCAAAAGAAAUUAAAUUUGUCACAUCAGAAAUUUUUUUCUUUAACUGACAUAUUACUUAAGCGAAAGUUGUAAUAAAUUGUCAACUCGGAGGAGAUGAUAAAUUAGUAAUAAACGCAAAGUGACAGAAAUGAGUAAAGCAACUGGUAAUCUAUAAUAAUCACCAACAAUUCAGCACAAUUCCCCUUCUUUAGAUUAAAUCUACCCACACACUUCAAACAAAAACGUUCAAGGCUACUGCAAUAACUCAAUGAUCAUGCAUUAGUGAAACAAUAAUAUCAUUCAAGUGCAAUAGGAAUUUUUUCAUAAAUGUUUUUUAAUUUUUUUUUCUAUUUUUUUUUUUUUUUAAUUAAUUUAUACAAUAAAUAAAUCAUUAUUGGAAUUUUGAGAUUUACACACUGAACUUUGAAAUUAAAAGUCAUUCUUUUAAGAUAAGUUGUAACUAUAGUUUGAAUUUAUAUUCAAAAGACUUUUUCAGAUUAUACAUAUCAAACAUUUGCAGUAUUUUAGUUUGCAUCAUCUGAAAGAUUAAGUAUCACUUAAAACAUUAUAUUAUUCCAUUCAGAGCAAAUUUCUCGUCAGUUUAUCAUUUCACAUGCUGUCAAGAAGUUACAUUUUUUUGUACCAGU